CUUCUGAAACAGAGUUAAUUUCUGGUGGAUCUGAUAAACAACUCAUUCUUUGGGAAUGGAAGGGAACAGGAACAUGGAAUAAUCAGCUUGUGAAAAGCAUUCCUCUCAAAGGCCAUGCUGAAGCUGUUUGUGCUGUGGAUGCUGUCUACCAGUCAGAUGAACCUGAUUUAGAUCUGCUAAUAGCUUCUGCAGCUUCUGACUCUACUGUGAGAAUCUGGUCUCGGCACAGUUCAGAAGCUAAAUGCAUUGAAAUUCUGCAGUUUGGAAAUGGAUUUGUUAUGGAUGUCUGCUUAUCCUUCUUGCCUGGAAGCAAUGUACCAAUACUGGCUUGUGGUGGUGAUGACUGUAAAAUAUAUUUGUUUAUACAGCAGAAUGGUCAGUUUCAGAAAACAUUAAUACUCCCUGGCCACGAAGACUGGAUAAGAGGCAUUGAAUGGGCAGUCUGUGGUGAAGACCUUUUCUUAGCAAGCUGUGCUCAGGAUUGUUUGAUAAGAAUUUGGAAAGUGUGUACAAAAUCAAAGCAACUUCCAGAAAAUGAAGAUGAUUCCAUAAGACUGAAAGAGAAUGUUUUUACUGUCAAAGAUACUGAUACAACAUAUGCAAUUACUUUGGAGUCUGUAUUGGCUGGUCAUGAAAACUGGGUGUACGCAGUUCACUGGCAACCUUCAUUUUCCAAAGAUGGCAGCAUGCAACAACCAAUGAGGAUAUUGUCUGCAUCAAUGGACAAAACUGUGAUCAUCUGGGAACCUGAUAAGGAGUCUGGAGUCUGGCUAGAACAGGUGCGGGUAGGUGAAGUCGGUGGCAAUACCCUUGGAUUUUUUGACUGCCAGUUUAGUCCAGAUGGUUCAAUGAUUGUUGCUCAUGCUUUUCAUGGAGCGCUACACCUUUGGAAACAGGCUACAGUUAAUAAGAAAGAAUGGACUCCAGAAGUUGUAAUUUCAGGACAUUUUAACAGUGUAGAAGAUGUAAAGUGGGACCCAGAAGGAGAGUUUAUCAUCAGUGUUGGUUCUGAUCAAACUACUAGACUCUUUGCUCCAUGGAAAAGAAAACAAGAGACAGAGGUAACCUGGCAUGAAAUCGCAAGGCCUCAAGUACACGGAUAUGACAUGCGUUGUCUGGCGAUGGUUGGCCGGUUUCAGUUUGUGUCGGGAGCAGAUGAAAAAGUGCUGCGAGUUUUUCGUGCUCCCAAGAAUUUUAUAGAAAAUUUCAGUAACAUCACUGGUAUUCCAAUGGAGAAGCUGUGCUCCCACCAAUCAGCUGAUCUUCCAGAAGGUGCAACUGUGCCAGCUUUGGGAUUAUCCAAUAAAGCCGUUUUUGAAGGAGAUAUGUCUGUUCAACCAGCUGAGGAUGAAGAAGCAUUUAAUACCAUUUCGAAUCAGUAUCCUGAGAUCUAUUUUCAACCCUUGAUCCUUACAGAACCUCCCCCAGAGGAUCACUUGCUGCAGAAUACCUUGUGGCCUGAAAUUCAGAAGUUAUAUGGACAUGGAUAUGAAAUUUUUUGUGUUGCUUGCAAUAAUUCAAACACUAUAAUUGCCUCAGCAUGUAAGGCUUCCAAAAAAGAACAUGCAGCAAUUAUUUUGUGGAGCACUACUUCUUGGAAGAUACUGCAGAGUUUGUCAUUUCACAAUCUGACUGUUACUCAGCUGGCAUUUUCUCCUAAUGACAAAUUUUUAUUAGCCGUUUCUAGAGACAGGAAUUGGUCCCUGUGGAGGAAACAAGACUCAUCAGAGCCAGUUUUCAGUUGCUGUGCAUACACAGACAAAAAUACAGCUGUUCACAGUCGAAUCAUUUGGUCUUGUGAUUGGACACCAGAUAGCAAGUAUUUUAUUACUGGCAGUCGGGACAAAAAGGUCAUUAUCUGGGGCCAGUACAACUUACCAGUGACUACUGAAGGGAAUAUGCUGGAUUCAAUCAAGCCAUGUUCAACAGUACUGGAUGCUGGGGAUUCUGUUACUGCUGUUAGCAUCAGCCGUGUGCUUACUCCUGAUGGAAGAUACAUUGUUGCAGUAGGCUUGGAGAAUGGGAAGAUUAGCUUGUACACAUGGAAGCAGAGUGGGCAAGAACCAACACUGGCUGAUUGGACCAUGUGUGUUGAGAUGGAUAGCAG
Balearica regulorum gibbericeps (East African grey crowned-crane) is the source of this 2107-nucleotide messenger RNA. The record is from RefSeq and is a predicted model, not a curated record. NCBI's taxonomy places the organism in Eukaryota, Metazoa, Chordata, Aves, Gruiformes, Gruidae.